This is a messenger RNA of Cutaneotrichosporon oleaginosum, 1609 nucleotides long. RefSeq lists its product as uncharacterized. Gene Ontology annotation, molecular function: mRNA binding. The record is from RefSeq and is a predicted model, not a curated record. Gene Ontology annotation, biological process: intracellular mRNA localization. NCBI's taxonomy places the organism in Eukaryota, Fungi, Basidiomycota, Tremellomycetes, Trichosporonales, Trichosporonaceae. Gene Ontology annotation, cellular component: endoplasmic reticulum; nuclear outer membrane-endoplasmic reticulum membrane network; ribonucleoprotein complex.
CACAACUCUUGCUCUCUUCUUUGUGACCACCCACCAUGCCACCCCCGACCGCAUCCCAAAAGCCCGCGCCAAAGCUCAACGGCAAGACGGACAAGCCCGUGCCCGCCGCGGCGGAGCACGAGGAGCACAGCGGCAAGCCGGAUCAGAACAAGUACAACGCCGAGCAGGAUGCGCUCAACAAGGAGAUUGCGGCGCUCAAGGCUAAGCAGGACGCCCUCCGCAGCCGCAUAGCCCUCACCCAGGCGCCCAAGGGCGAUGACAGACGCUCGCAGCUCAAGGCUGAGAUGGACGCGCUGCGCGGCGAGCAGGGAAAGUUCAAGACGGAGCGCGGCAAGCUGUUCGACGAAAUGCGCAAGCUCCAGGACAGUGUCAACAAGAAGAUCAAGGAUGUUCAGGCGCAGCGCCAGAAGACGGGGUUCAAGAACGUCGCUGAGGUCGACGCACGCGUGGCGGCGCUCAACGCGCAGGUCGAGUCGGGCACGAUGAAGCUCGUCGACGAGAAGAAGGCGCUGCAGGAGAUCACGAUGCUUAAGCGUGCCCGCAAGACGAUGGAGGCGAGCGGGAGCUCGGACGAGGCGAUCGCUGCGGACAAGGAGCGGAUUGAGGCGCUCAAGAAGCAGCUGGACGACCCCGAGGCCAAGAAGGUGUCGGAGCGGUUUGACGCGCUCAAGAAGGAGAUGGACGCGCUGCGCGCCGAGGGCGACAAGGCGUACGCCGAGCGCAACAAGCUGUACGACGAGCGCACCGCCAUCUCGAAGCAGAUGGACGACCUGUACGCGCGCAAGCGCGACGCGGCGCAGGCCUUCCACGACGCCAAGGACAAGUACUACGCGAAGCAGCAGGCGAUCCGGCAGGCGCGGCAGGAGCGCUUCAAGGCCGAGAAGGCCAAGGAGGACGCUGCGCGCCGCGAGGAGGAAAUUACGCAGAUGCGCGAGGACGCCAAGGCGCCCGCGUACGCCUCUGAAAUCGAGGACUGCACCAUCCUCAUCAACUACUUCGCUGGCAAGUACGGCGUGGGCGAGGUGCCCGCGACGAGCACGGAGAAGAAGGCGACGACGAUCGCGGGCGUCAAGGCGCCCGAGGUGCGCCAGGUCACGUCCGACUUUGCGGGCAUGCAGCUCAAGAAGAAGGACGACGAGCUUGACGGCUGGUUUGCCGGCUCGGGCAAGGGCAAGAAGAAGGGGCGCAAGGGCGCGAGUGCGACUGGCUCCAACGCCGCGUCGGGGACUGCGACGCCCACCGCCCCGGCCCACGCUGACAGCGUCAACCUCCCCAUGCACCUCCUGAGUGCGCUGCUGGGCUUCGGCAUCUCGCCGCCCACGGGCAAGGACGACAUUGCGCGCGCCGUGUCCGACCUCGAGACGAAGAAGGCAUGGUUUGAGGCCAACUCGGAGCAGAAGACCAAGGACGAGAUCGCGCGCGUCGAGAAGCUCGUGGCCAAGAUGCAGAAGAAGAAUGCGCCGGCCGAGGGCGACGACGAGGAGGUCGAGUCCGAGGAGGCUAAGGACGAGCCUGCGGCCGCGGCCGAGGCCGAGGCCGAGAAGACCGAGGCGUAGGACGCCAAUCUUAUAUGUCAGGGAUGCAUGGCCCGUGGGCUGUCACAACUAAA